GAAUGAUUGAAUCCAGCAUUUUGUCUCUAGUCUUUAUGCCUAAAUUUGAAUCGUAAUUUCUUGGUAUUUAUUGAUUUGAAUUAUGCAAUAUAUUGUCCGUUUCCCAUUUGUUCCAACUUAGAUCCUUACAUGCCAUUUGCCAGCCCAACACAAAACACCAAACUCUUCUUCUUCUGCUGCUGGUUCUACUUCUUCUCUUCAAGGCUCAAUACAAUUCAAAAUUUAAUUUUCACAUUUUUGUUGACUCUGCCCCGUCGUUAGCUCACCCGAAACGAAAGCGGCGGUUUUUUUCAUGGGUUAUUGAUUUCACAACGAUUUAUUGUUGCAGUAAGGCUGUGAGUCUGUGACCGGCGCGUGUAUCUGCUCAAAUAAAAUGGUGCUGCCUACGUAAGGUAUUCAUGAUGGCCUAUGUUCUCGUCUUAGCUUUCAACAUAUUUGUGCUCAAGUAACGGUCUGAAAUAGACUGUUCUUACUCAAAUAUAGCUCUUUUGCCACCUUUGAGUUUCCUCAUGCAAUAUGCGUAUAAGGUUAUAACUGCGCAUGCUGUCAAUGGCAAGUGGACCUUCCUAUUCUGUUGACUCGCGAAAUAAACCUGAAGUCAUUGAUCCACCUCCAAAAGAAAAUGUGUUGGACAUUCGUGAGAAUGUGAAUGAGAAUGUUCAAACCACACUAAAACCUAAUCCAGCUGUUACAAGGGGUGUUCGUGAGCUGUUGAAAUGUCCAGUUUGCUUGAAUGCCAUGUACCCUCCUAUUAGUCAGUGUUCCAAUGGGCACACGUUGUGUUCCGGGUGCAAACCUAGGAUGCACAACCGGUGUCCAACAUGCAGGCACGAACUUGGAAACAUCAGAUGUCUUGUGUUGGAGAAGGUAGCCGCGUCUCUUGAGCUUCCUUGUAAAUAUCAAAAUUUUGGGUGUAUCGGCAUCUAUCCAUACUACAGCAAGCUUAAGCAUGAAUAUCAAUGUGCUUUUAGACCUUACAGUUGCCCUUACGCUGGCUCAGACUGCUCUGCAGUUGGUGAUAUUCCAUUUCUUGUCAGCCACCUCAAAGAUGAUCACAAAGUAGACAUGCACAGCGGGAGCACUUUCAACCAUCGGUAUGUCAAGUCCAAUCCACAUGAGGUCGAGAACGCCACAUGGAUGCUUACGGUUUUCAGUUGUUUCGGUCAGUAUUUUUGUCUACAUUUCGAAGCGUUUCAGCUAGGAAUGGCGCCCGCUUACAUUGCAUUUUUGCGGUUCAUGGGUGAUGACAAUGAGGCUAAAAACUACAGCUACAGCCUCGAGGUUGGAGGUAACGGGAGGAAGGUGGUGUGGCAGGGAGUUCCCCGGAGCAUAAGGGAUAGCCACCGGAAGGUUCGUGACAGUUUUGAUGGUCUUAUCGUUCAACGAAACAUGGCGCUCUUCUUCUCCGGUGGCGAAAGGAAGGAGCUGAAACUCAGGGUUACUGGUAGGAUUUGGAAGGAGCAGUAGUAGUGUUUUGGUAUUGAUUAUGUUGUUUCUAGUUUAGGAGGCAAACUCUCUUUGCUUGUCUAUGCAUCAAUCAACGUCUUGUCUCAGCUACCUGCAACUAUACUACUAUCUUCAUGUCUUAAUUAAUUGAAGCCAUGGUGCAAGAUAACAAGUUCUAAAGAUGUUA
This is a messenger RNA of Salvia miltiorrhiza (redroot sage), 1633 nucleotides long. Its product is annotated as E3 ubiquitin-protein ligase DIS1-like. The coding region runs from base 541 to 1467 and encodes 308 amino acids. The transcript has 5 exons. Gene Ontology annotation, cellular component: cytoplasm. Gene Ontology annotation, molecular function: ubiquitin protein ligase activity; protein binding; zinc ion binding. The record is from RefSeq and is a predicted model, not a curated record. Lineage: Eukaryota; Viridiplantae; Streptophyta; Magnoliopsida; Lamiales; Lamiaceae. Gene Ontology annotation, biological process: multicellular organism development; ubiquitin-dependent protein catabolic process.